Caenorhabditis elegans is the source of this 1988-nucleotide messenger RNA. It is a transcript of the gene C56E10.3, whose product is annotated as Coiled-coil domain-containing protein 96. Bases 11 to 1918 code for a protein of 635 amino acids. The record is from RefSeq and is marked reviewed. The transcript is spliced from 15 exons. NCBI's taxonomy places the organism in Eukaryota, Metazoa, Nematoda, Chromadorea, Rhabditida, Rhabditidae.
UUUAUACAUUAUGUCGACGUCAACUACUGUCAAACGAGCUCGGGUAACGGCGAGAAUUGCUCAAGCAGAAAACACAAGUUUGCCGACGUCUUCGGAAAUUACUCAACAACUUUUGGAGCAGACGGAAGGAAAACGAAAACAACUUGAUAAAAAGUGUGGUGAAUAUGAGCAAUUAUGCAAGAAAACUGCUAAACUGAAAGCUGAGAAAAGUCGAUUAGAUGUGGAAAGUACACAACUCACGGCACAAUCAGACGAAAUAGAUCAAUCGUUCACGAAGGUUGAGCAGAACGCCGAAGCAAGCUUCUUAUUGCAACAACAAAAGAACAAUGAAAUGAAUGAGGCUGUGCAACAAUGGGCGGCCGUCGAUGUAAAAGAGGAGAAACUAUACGUUGACUUGACACAUGAAACGGAACUCGAGAAACAGUUCAAGGAAAGAUAUGACGAGAUUACAAGGAACCUUGAGCUUCUGGGAGCAGAAGCUGGAUCAGAUGAGAAACUGUAUUAUCAGAUGGAAAGUGCCUUUGAUAACGAUAUGCGAACCGAAAAGACUUUAGAACAAUAUUUAACCCGCUUGAUUGAUGAUGUUUUUGUGAAUCAAAGGCGAUUGGAAGAUAUACAGAUUGGAACAUCAAGGGGGCGAGCUAAUUUUAGACAAGCGGAAAAGGCUCUUAGAGAUCAAAGGACAAGGCACCGACGCCUAAGCUCACAGAUAACUGGGACUACGGUUCAUCAAACGGGAAACAUUCUCGAAAAUAAUGACACAGAGAAGGACACGGAGAUUGAACAAAAAUUGACUGAUUUGGGAAAAGCGUGGGCUUUGCUGGAAGACAAAAUCCGGCUCAAGGAGUUUGAGUUGGCGGAAGAGUCAAAAAAGGUGCACAAAAAACUAGCGAUUUUGAAUAGGCAACACUCUAGCGCCGCUGCAGACGAUGACAAACGAAAACAACUGAGAAUCGCAAAGGAUUAUGCAGAUUUACAAUCGCUAACACCAAUGUAUGCUGCAUAUACAGCGACAUUAAGUUUGAAUCAUAAUUUGUCAGAGAAGCUAAAUGUUCCGAAAAAUUUAGAAAGCUCUCUGAAAGAGUCUGAAUUGUCAAAAUUUUCUUCAAAACUUACUACGCCGGAUUCAGUGUUGGAUUUCAAAGACGCAGUAGAUGAAUUUCCCGAUUAUACACAAAUGAGUGCAAGUAGGAAAAAGAUUCUUCGGGACACUGAACAUGAAGCCCAACGAGUUUUGAAUCACGAGUUGAAACAGCUUGAAGGGACUGUUAGCGGCCAAAGACAAGAGACACAAGCCCUUGGAAAAGAUGUUAAAUGGUUGAAAGAAAAUAUUCAGCUCCGACAGGCAGACAUUCGUUUUUAUACAUCAAAGACUGAAGAACUUAUUGAAAAAGCAAAAAAGGAGGAUCAAGAAAAACUCACCUUACAACAGAAAUCACAAAAAAGUGGAGGAUUGCUUUCAGCGGAUAUCUUCGCAUCAAGAGGUGACGUUCUGGAGUUGCGCGAGAAACGGCUUAUAAUGGAAAAUGAAAGGAACUUACUCACUAAUCAGAUCAAGGAAAACAGUCUUGAAUGCGAUCGACUAAAUUCUCAAUGGAUGAUAUUAAAAGGAUUUGCAAAGAGUGUGGACUUUGAUACACUUCGACAAUUGAAUGGAGAAGUGGAACACUGGAAACUAAAAGUAAAUCAGUUACAAGAUCAAAUCGAAAAACUUCAAAAAAUGGAAAACUAUGCAUCAUUAGCAAAUGGACAGUUACGAACAAAUCUUGCGCUGUUGAAACCCUAUGAUGAGGAGUAUCAGGAAUUCGAGAGCCUAGUGGAAACAAAAAAGCAGUUAAACAGUCAACUCGCGAGACAAGAGUUUAAAAAAAGCGUAGAGAAGUUGAAGCAAGAUGGAGAUAUUGAAAUAAUUUUUUGAUUUGGUUUCUUUUUGAGUUUCUGUGGUUUUUUUCAUUACAGCAAACGUUUGAAAAAAUGCAAUCGGUUUA